AUGUACUUUAUCAAGAUGAGAUUACCACCAUGCUGCAAAGACUAUAAACCCAGGUACGGGAGACGAGGGGCCACGCCACCCCCGGCCCUGAGCGACGUCCGCACCUGCCAGGAGAGGCUGGGGGCCGGGGUUCGGCCGCAUGGGAAGGGGCGGCCCAGCCCCGGCCCCUCGGCGUCCGCCCUGGCCCCGCCGCUGGGGCAGGAACCGGGGCCGGAGGUUUCCGCCCGGCGCCGCCAAGCCCGCCAGGGGCCUAGCUCGGGCUCCCAAGGGCCCGUACGCGGCGGCGGGGGCGCGCAGCCGCCUUCCAGCCCGGCCUGCCGAGCCUCCCCGCGGCGAGCGCGGUGGCGCCCGCACCUGCCCCGCGCCCUGCCGCAGCCCCGGCCAGUCGCUUCACCCACCUGGCGCCCCCGCCGCGCCUCCCGUACGUCACAGCGCGACCCCGUGCCCCUCGGCACCCGCAGCGCGGGAGCGAGAGGACGCCGGGAGACCCUGCUCGGCAGUCGCCGCCGCCGCCGCCCGGUUUGUCGCCAGGCCGCCGACAGCGAACCUGUUGCGCAGCGUGUCACGGCCGCUCGGGCUUCGCGGCGCCGCCUCAGCCCUACAACAACAUGGCGGCCGCGGCCUCCGCAGGAAGCCGGGGGGCGGGGAGGUAGGCGACGGGCCGGGCGGCUGACGGCCCGCCCGCCCGCGGCCGGCACCGACUCCCCCACCGUCGGGAACCCGAAGUUGGCCCGGGCGCGGCUCCUCACCCCCAAGAGUCCCGGGGCACCGAACCCCGCGGGCCUGGUGCCAGAGUUCCGCUCUCCCCUCGGGGAGGCCCCGAAGCCCCGGGACCCGGCAGCCCUUCCUGGAGCAGCGACGGCCCACCUGGCUCCUCCUCCCCGAGUUUGGAUGCCUUUUAUUUCUUCUUCUUACGUAAUUGCUCUGACCAGGACUUCCAAUGUUAUAUUGAGCAAAGAAUGCUUCUCUCAACAUGGAAAAAGCCCAGGAUUGCCCUCAUGGAGAGAGAGGCCACAAAUCCCAGCCUUUCCAGACAUCCCAAAUGAAGUCCCAGAUAUGUGAGUAAGGUCAUCUUAGGCCGUCCAACCCCAGCUGACUGCAGCCACAAAAGUAACCCGGGCAAGACCAGCCCAGCCAACCCAUGGUAUUGUGAGAAAUAAUAAACUUUUGUAAGCCACUGUU
This is a messenger RNA of Neofelis nebulosa (Clouded leopard), 1182 nucleotides long. Its product is annotated as synapsin-1-like. Lineage: Eukaryota; Metazoa; Chordata; Mammalia; Carnivora; Felidae. Bases 1 to 1062 code for a protein of 353 amino acids. The transcript is spliced from 4 exons. The record is from RefSeq and is a predicted model, not a curated record.